UGGGAACGUCGUCACGCAAAAGGAAAUGACCGGGUUUGCUUGGUCAGAGUGGGCUUUGUUGGUUGACAGUAAUCUUGCUAUGGCUGCAAAGGGACAAAAGAGGGCUGAUCCUACUGAGCUGAAAGCUAUUUUCUUAAAGUAUGCCAGCAUCCAGAAGAACGAUGAGGCCUUCAUGUCUCCGGAGGACUUUGUGGCCCGGUUUCUCCAUGCACACACUGACAUCAGGCUAUCUGACGAGGCCACCUCACUGCUGGCUGGGGUGGUGGACCAGAAGAAAGAUGGGUUGAUCUCCUUCCAGGAAUUUGUGGCCUUUGAGUCGGUGCUGUGUGCUCCAGAUGCUCUCUACAUGGUCGCCUUCCUGCUGUUCGACAAGACGGGCAAAGGAGCAGCCACCUACGAGGACGUAAAGCAGGUCUUCAGCCAGACCACCAACCAUCAGCACAUCCCCUUUAACUGGGACUCUGAGUUCAUGCGGCUGCACUUUGGCAUGGAGAGGACCAAGCACCUCAGCUAUGGAGAGUUCACCCAGUUCCUCCUGGAGAUGCAGCUGGAGCAUGCACGGCAGGCCUUUGUUCAGAGGGACAAGGCCCACAGUGGCUCCAUCUCCGCCCUAGACUUCAGGGACAUCAUGGUCACCAUCCGGCCCCACAUGCUCACACCCUUUGUGGAGGAGAGCCUGGUGGCGGUGGCCGGGGGCAGUACAUCUCACCAGGUCAGUUUCUCCUACUUUAACGGCUUCAACUCUCUCCUCAACAACAUGGAUCUCAUUAGGAAGAUCUACACCACACUGGCUGGGAGCAGUAGAGUCCUGGAAGUCACUAAAGAGGAGUUCAUCAUUGCGGCCCAGAGGUUUGGUCAGGUUACUCCGAUGGAGGUGGACAUCCUGUUCCAACUGGCCGACCUGUCUGAGUCCCGGGGCCGUGUUGGUCUGGUGGACAUUGACAGGAUUGCUCCACUGGAGGAGGGGGCCCUCCCAUACAACCUGGCCGAGGUCCAGAGACAGCUGUCCGGUGGGGACCCGUCCCGAUCUGUUCUCAUCCAGGUAGCAGAGUCCGCCUACAGGUUCGGCCUCGGCUCCAUCGCUGGCGCUGUGGGAGCCACAGCAGUUUAUCCUAUAGACCUAGUGAAGACCAGGAUGCAGAACCAGAGGACCACAGGCUCCCUGGUGGAAGAGCUCAUGUACAAGAACAGCUUUGACUGCUUUAAGAAGGUGGUGCGCUAUGAAGGCUUCUUCGGCCUCUAUAGAGGUCUGGUACCACAGCUACUGGGUGUGGCCCCGGAGAAAGCCAUAAAGCUGACAGUGAAUGACUUUAUCAGAGGGAAGACCAGACAGACAGAUGGAUCAAUCCCAGUACCUGCUGAGAUCCUAGCUGGUGCAUGUGCGGGUGGAUCCCAGGUGAUCUUCACCAAUCCUCUGGAGAUCGUGAAGAUCCGCCUGCAGGUGGCUGGAGAGAUCACCACCGGCCCCCGCGUCAGCGCCAUAUCUGUCAUCAAGGACCUGGGCUUCUUUGGCCUCUACAAGGGAGCCAAAGCCUGUUUCCUGCGAGACAUCCCCUUCUCAGCCAUCUACUUCCCUUGCUAUGCGCACGUCAAGGCCUACAUGAGUGAUGAGGAUGGGAGGAUUGGACCAGGCAAGCUGCUGUUCUCAGGGGCCAUAGCGGGCAUGCCCGCGGCCUCCCUGGUGACCCCGGCCGAUGUUAUCAAGACCAGGCUACAAGUGGCGGCCCGUGCCGGCCAGACCACGUACAACGGUCUCGCUGACUGCUUCUGGAAGAUUCUGAAGGAGGAGGGACCACGAGCAUUCUGGAAAGGAGCGGGAGCCCGAGUGUUCCGGUCCUCGCCCCAGUUUGGGGUCACCCUGGUGACCUAUGAACUCCUGCAGAGGUGGUUCUACAUUGACUUUGGCGGACAAAAGCCAUCUGGCUCGGAGCCGACUCCCAAGUCUCGGAUCAGCCUGCCGGCGCCCAGCCCCGACCACAUCGGAGGUUUCAGGUUGGCCAUGGCCACAUUCGCUGGCAUCGAGAGCAAAUUUGGACUCCACCUCCCAAGAUACAACGUACAAGUAACCCCCCCAUCCAAGGAGGACACCCCUUGAAUUGAAACCCCUCUGCCCACCCAUAGGGGGCAGAAUAGAGCACACGUGCAAUCGUUACAUCCUCUCCCUCCCACCCCCGCCCAGUCGAGCACUUGGAAUAUUCCAGCCGAAAGAGAAGUACAUUCUGAGUAGUAUGAUUUGCCUCUCUAGGCUUUAAAGAGAAGGAAUGUAUCUAUGUUUUAGUUUAUAUUAUUUUUUCUUUUUAAACCUAUUAUGAUCUUCUUGAAACUACCUUUAUACGUCAUGGUCUAGAAAUACAAAUAAGUUGGUUUAGCUUCUGUUUUAGUCUCAGCUACCCGUAAAGAUGACUUUUUAAGUCAGUCUUAUUGUGAAGAUCAAGCAAUAUCUACAGUACUGACAAUGUGUGUCUAGAGUAGUGUUGUUAUAGUUUGUCUUUUCAUACAGUAAUAUGCACAGUAGUGGAGGGGCUGGCCAUGUCUUGAAUUAGACCUGGCUGCUUCCUUUCAUUACAUCAUCACUAAGGCCGGGACUCAUUCAAAAGUGCAUUGUCAACAAGUGCGUUGCACUUGCUUUUAAAGGUAAUUUACACUUGAGCCGACAUGUACCGCAUUUACCAUGAAUGCGAUCUCUGCGAACAUCCGGUAAAUUGCCUUUAAAAGACACAUUGUUGACAGUGCAAUGUGCUUGUCGACAACGCGCAUUUGAUUGAAUCUCGGCCUAACCAUCACUUUAUAUUAUGGUGCUUUUACUGUCUUCCACCUGAGAGUCUGAUAGAUACCCAACAGAAUGAGCCCUAUCCGCAGGAACUCUGUCAAUUGGACAUGUUUUUAUUUCCAUGUUAAAUGUGAUUUUAACGACGGGGAGAGUGGCACAAGCUCUCACAUCCGAAUAACGGUUCUACUGUACAUAUGAGAACGGAACAGAGAGACAUAUUUUCAUAUCGAUACAGUUCACCGAGUCGCUUUUUGGAUACUGAGAAGGAACACUAAUAAUCUUGAUCAUUAACAUUUUAUUUCGAGAAAACAGAAAAGAUCGACCAAACAAAACGCUUGAAUGUAAUAUACUGUUCAGUGUUACCACUACUUGCACAAGGUCUUACUACUACUAUGGUAUUGUAGUGGACUGUCUGUUAUCCUAAAUUGAGUUGUCUCAGUCAGAUCAAACUGGGCUGUGUGUUGUAUAAAUGUCUAUUUAAAGAAUCAGGGUACAGCAGAGCAGGCGGAGAGAGUAGAGAGAUGUGGCGUGUUCCAGAAAGCAGGAUUAUAAAGUUAUCCAGUUAACUGAUAAACAACCACAUUUUAUUUUCGGGUUGAAUAAGAACGCUACAUUUGUAUACUGGAUGUUGUUGUCGAGUCAAUUAUAUCUUGCCAAUUUUAAGGGCUCGAUUCAAUCCGUAUCACGGAAGUUCAGCUUUAUAGCGCGAUUGACAAUUAAAGGCAAUGUUCUCGCGGUCGCAGACUGCAUUCACCGUAAACGCUGCGCAUGUCAGCCCUAUCGGAAAUGACCUUUACAUUUCUAGCGCGCAAUCUGUAACGCUUCAUCGAUACAGAUUGAAUAGAGCCCUAAGUCUAUAUUUCUAUAUUUCUAUUUCUAUAAAUAUCUAAUUAUUUUAAGCAAUGUUGGACAGUUAGCUGGCUAACUCAUUUAUCCAGCUUUCUGAAACAGACCCAUGGUGUCACUGACUAACGGUAGUAGCUGCAUGGUGUUGACCAUAUUUCUGGAACAGCCUCAUGGUGUCACGAAAGACGUCGGUAUUGGUGUAGAAUAUGGUGUGUGAUAAUUGUGCCUUACUGUAUGUAUGGCAGCAAUAUGUAUAUGUACUAAUGAAAUUAAAGAGAAACAUCUAAUGUUAGUGAACAAAGUGUGUGUGCAUGUGUUCUUUGACAAGGUGGUAUGUUGUGG
This is a messenger RNA of Coregonus clupeaformis (lake whitefish), 3958 nucleotides long. RefSeq names its product calcium-binding mitochondrial carrier protein Aralar2. Lineage: Eukaryota; Metazoa; Chordata; Actinopteri; Salmoniformes; Salmonidae. The record is from RefSeq and is a predicted model, not a curated record. Gene Ontology annotation, molecular function: L-glutamate transmembrane transporter activity; L-aspartate transmembrane transporter activity; calcium ion binding. Gene Ontology annotation, biological process: malate-aspartate shuttle; aspartate transmembrane transport; L-glutamate transmembrane transport. The transcript has 18 exons. The coding region runs from base 26 to 2095 and encodes 689 amino acids.